Messenger RNA from Pangasianodon hypophthalmus (striped catfish), 1592 nucleotides. RefSeq names its product BRCA1/BRCA2-containing complex, subunit 3 (gene brcc3). Gene Ontology annotation, molecular function: cysteine-type deubiquitinase activity; polyubiquitin modification-dependent protein binding; metallopeptidase activity. Lineage: Eukaryota; Metazoa; Chordata; Actinopteri; Siluriformes; Pangasiidae. The coding region runs from base 135 to 917 and encodes 260 amino acids. The transcript has 8 exons. Gene Ontology annotation, cellular component: BRCA1-A complex; BRISC complex. Gene Ontology annotation, biological process: double-strand break repair. The record is from RefSeq and is a predicted model, not a curated record.
UGUCCCCGGAACCAUUUGAUUGUAACGCAAGCAGGUAACGCUAAUGCGGAAAUACUGCAUACAGGAAAAACAUUAGUUAAAAAUCAGAGCUAGGUAGGUCUGAUUUAAAAAAAAAAACUUUUAAAGUAAAUAUCAUGGCAGUGAGCGCGGUGCAUUUAGAGUCAGACGCUUUUCUAGUUUGUAUGAAUCAUGCCUUGAGUACAGAGAAAGAAGAAGUCAUGGGGCUGUGCAUCGGAGAGGUUGACACAAAUCGCAUUGUCCAUAUUCACUCGGUUAUUAUUCUGCGGAGGUCAGACAAGAGGAAGGAUCGAGUGGAGAUUUCUCCUGAACAGCUUUCUGCAGCCUCCACUGAAGCUGAGCGGUUGGCUGAGAUGACGGGGCGUCCUGUAAGGGUGGUGGGAUGGUACCACUCUCAUCCUCACAUCACCGUGUGGCCAUCGCACGUCGAUGUGAGGACUCAGGCCAUGUACCAAAUGAUGGAUCAAGGUUUUGUUGGUCUCAUCUUUUCUUGCUUCAUAGAAGAUAAGAACACAAAGACGGGUCGAGUUCUGUACACAUGUUUUCAGUCAGUGCAAGCCCAGAAAGGCUCCGAAUAUGAGAGAAUUGAGAUUCCAAUCCAUGUGGUUCCUCACGAGGCCAUCGGUAAAGUGUGUCUGGAAUCUGCUGUGGAACUUCCCAGAAUUCUCUGUCAAGAGGAGCAGGACACGUACAGAAGGAUUCACAGUUUAACUCAUUUGGAUCCGAUCACAAAGAUACACAAUGGAUCAGUAUUCACCAAAAACCUGUGCAGUCAGAUGUCAGCAGUCAGCGGCCCGCUGUUGCAGUGGCUGGAGGAUCGACUGGAGCAGAACAAAAAGAGCAUCAUGGAGCUGCAGAAAGAGAAAGAGAGACUGACCCAGGAGCUGGCCUCGUUAUGAACACCACCAACACCACCAUCACCAACACCGUCACCAACACCGUCACCAACACCGUCACCACCACCACCACGGUGCAGCUUCAGACCUCCAUGUUCUACACUCGUAAAGAAGCUGGCGCACUGAACACAGCGGCCUUUCUGCCAUUUUGCAAACUUGAGAUCAGUAACCGGUGGUUAUGAGGAGAGGAAGAAGGCAAACGGAUGAAGAGAUAGAGAGAUGUGGAGUAGAGAGAGAUACAGCGUCUGUCAGCGCCACUUUAUAAUGUUUAUUACACUGUUGUUGUUGACGUUGUCGAUGUUCUUGGCACAGUUUCUGCUGGUAGAUUGUUUUUCCGAAUCUUGCCUGAUGUGACAGAAAUGUAAAUAGAUUCUUUUUACUAAAUAUUUCUGCAUACGUUUUGUUCUACAUUAUAUCCUUUAUUUUUUUCCCAUUUAUGUUCUCAUGAACAAAAUGUAAUGGCAGUACUGUUUUGAUGUUUUUUUCCCCACACACACACAUACACACACACACACACACACACAAUGCACAAAAAUGUCAAAUUAUAAUAUUAUAAUGUUAAAUAAACUGGGAAAGUUAAAAAGUCUGUAGCAGGAAGUUCUCAAGCUUUUUACAGCGCAUCUCUUAUGUCCAUUUCACUUCUUUUAUUUUAAUCCCACUGUUAUUUAGGUGAUUUAG